AGAGAGAGAGAGAGUGUGUCCUGUCUGUGGACUGUGGGGCAUUCCAUUUACUCACAUAGUCAUUCUGCCACCUCCUACACUCACAAACAAUCACACUACUCUCUCUCUCUCUCUCUCUCUCUGGUCAGGAGUUUCCCUCUUGGUCUCGACCAUGGAAGCUUACUCGACGCCGUUUUUGCUGGGUCUGCUAGCAUUUCUUGGAGUGCAGCUUCCUGUAAUCAUGGCGGGUGAUUGCCCCUUAAAUUUGACUGGAUCUAACCUCACUCUGGUGGCCUCAAUAUGCUCUACUAACGAUGACAGAGGAAAGUGUUGCCGCUACAUCAAUGCUUUUAUUGCAGUUUCUGUUGCUCACCAUGCAAAUGCCACAGGCAACCUAGGGGUUACUGCAAAUUUAUCUGAAACCUGCCUACAUUCCAUAUCAGAAACCUUGGGACUGUAUGGAGUUCCAAAAAAUGCAACAGCAUUUUGUGGGUUUGGGACAAAAAUUCCUGUUAAUUAUGUGUGUGAGGGUCGGACAACUGUCACCCAGAUGCUGCAGUCUCCAAAAUUCUUGGAUGUCACUGUAAAUUGCAAAUUGCCACUUUCAGAGGAUACUAAUUGCAGGAAAUGUGUAAAUGCUAGCAUCACGUACCUUCGUCAGCUGGUAGGAGCAGAAGAUAAUACGACACUGAGUACUUGCCGUGAUGCAACUUUCACUGCAAUUGCAAGCCAAGUUGAUGGUGUUUCAGUUGUUGAAAUUGCAAGUUGUUUUUUUGGAGUUCAAGGGCUUAGCAAUUUUCCAGUGCCAUCCCCACCUUCGCGCACGCCUGAGGCUUCUCCAACUCCAUUGGUUGCUGCGAGCCCAAACCCACUAGUGCUUGGCACACCCUUAACCAAAAACCACCAUCACUACCGCCUGACAUUGAUUCCAGGCAUUGGACUUGCAGUCACAGCAGCUGCUGUUAUGAUGCUAGUAGUCUUGGUAUUUCUUAUUCGCAGGAAAAGCAGAGAGCUGGAUGGUUCUGAAAAAUUAGAUAAGACAUCUUCAAAAGCUUUUCCUCCUUCUUGGCCAGCGCGAAAAUUUCAGGAAGGCCCUUCAUCCAUGUUCCGAAAAUUCAGCUAUAAGGAGAUAAAGAAGGCAACAGGCAGUUUUAACACCAUCAUUGGGCGUGGAGGAUUCGGAACAGUGUACAAAGCUCAAUUUAGUGAUGGCUUAGUGGCAGCAGUAAAACGUAUGAACAAAGUUUCAGAGCAGGGAGAUGAUGACUUCUGCAGAGAGAUUGAGCUUCUUGCUAGACUGCAUCAUCGCCACCUUGUCGCUCUAAGGGGUUUUUGCAUUGCAAAACAUGAGAGGUUUCUCUUGUAUGAGUAUAUGGCAAAUGGAAGCUUAAAGGAUCAUCUUCAUGCUCCAGGUAGAACUCCUCUCAGUUGGCGGACUAGAAUGCAGAUUGCAAUAGACGUGGCUAAUGCACUGGAGUACCUCCAUUUCUACUGUGAUCCUCCUCUGUGCCACAGAGAUAUUAAGUCCAGCAACAUUUUACUGGAUGAGAACUUCGUGGCUAAGGUUGCAGAUUUUGGCCUUGCACAUGCUUCAAAAGAUGGUUCUAUUUGCUUUGAACCAGUAAAUACUGAUAUCCGGGGAACUCCAGGUUAUAUGGAUCCUGAAUAUAUUGUCAGUCAAGAACUCACCGAGAAAAGUGAUGUUUACAGCUACGGCGUGCUACUGUUGGAGAUAGUGACCGGAAGACGUGCAAUACAAGACAACAAGAAUCUGGUGGAAUGGUCCCAAAUAUACACAACAUCAGAAUCACGUCUACCUGAGCUAGUGGACCCUUGUAUCAGUGAUUCAUUUGACUUAGACCAGCUUCAAACAUUAGUCUCAAUCGUGAGAUGGUGUACCCAGAGAGAAGGCCGAGCUAGGCCUUCAAUUAAACAGGUUCUUAGGCUUCUGUAUGAGAGUUCAGACCCAAUGCAAAGUGGUCUUUUAGAAGCAAUUGAAGAUGAAGAGUAUGAAGGAAAUGAAGGGAGAGGAAGGACAAGUAAGGGGAAAAUACAUAGGGCUGAUGCAAUUUUUCACAGUGGAGAUGGAAGAUAUCUUGCUUCUUCCUCGAGUACAUCUAGGUCAUAUUGUAGUAGGAGCUUUUUACUUGAAACUGGUUCUCCUCAAUCUCCUCACAAUAUACUAUCUAUUUGAAGCAAUCAUUUGGGUAGAAAGCACUCAAAGCAGCAGCACUUGGACUAAGUUGUUGAAGAUAUUGGAUGAGAAGGCUUGAAUUAGGCUGGGGAUAAUGUUUGGUUUUCAAUCCUUGUGAGGUAAAAGGUUUCCUCUUUCAAAGGCAUAUCAAAGAAUCAAAGAAUAAUAAUUACUGGCUUUGGUUAAACUUAUAAGGGGAAAAGGAAAUAGUAAGACUAGUCACCCUACUUUUUUUGGUUUAUUGAAGUUUUGGGAGAAGUGAAAAUAUUAGGUCGAUUUUACUACCAGUAUUAUACGGCAUGAAAUUGUACAAAUUCUGUUCGAGAUCAAUCAUUUAUGCCACUUUUAACUAGAAGAAAAGUCUUAUUAUCUGUAAUGUUGGUUUAAAUUGAUGCAGUUAUUGUUGAAUUACAUAUGUUAUACUUGCAACUUGUAGGGAAAUUGACAUUA
This is a messenger RNA of Quercus robur (English oak), 2623 nucleotides long. Its product is annotated as probable receptor-like protein kinase At1g49730. NCBI's taxonomy places the organism in Eukaryota, Viridiplantae, Streptophyta, Magnoliopsida, Fagales, Fagaceae. The record is from RefSeq and is a predicted model, not a curated record. Bases 152 to 2173 code for a protein of 673 amino acids. Gene Ontology annotation, biological process: protein phosphorylation. Gene Ontology annotation, molecular function: protein kinase activity; ATP binding. The transcript has 9 exons.